Molecule: messenger RNA, 3434 nt
Organism: Solea solea (common sole)
Lineage: Eukaryota; Metazoa; Chordata; Actinopteri; Pleuronectiformes; Soleidae
Product: zinc finger and SCAN domain-containing protein 22-like
Exons: 2
Coding region: 91-1185 (364 amino acids)
Biological process (GO): regulation of transcription by RNA polymerase II
Molecular function (GO): DNA-binding transcription factor activity; RNA polymerase II cis-regulatory region sequence-specific DNA binding
Source: RefSeq, a predicted model, not a curated record
GAAGAAGAAAAGUCCGGGUCACGUGACUGGGUCGAGCAUCUUUUUUUGGUCCAUCUUCGAUAAUAGUGAGAGAGAGUGCAACCCAAGAAAAUGACCAAACUGCAGUUUCUAAACGUCUUCCUGACUGAGCGCCUCAUGCUUGCUGCGCAGGAGAUUUACAAGUCUGUGGAAGACACGAUCCUGGAGUAUCAGGAGGAGAUCGCGAUCCGGGAGCGGGAGAACGACCAUCUGAGACGCAGGCUGCGAGACGCUGGGAUUGAAAUAUGGCCAGAUCGUCCAUCCAUGGCGCUGUUGGAGGAGGAGGAUGGUGAGCAUCCACGGCGUGAGUGGAGUCCCAGCAUGGGGCAUGAAGAGCGUAUUCCAAUCCAGAUUAAGGACAAAAGAGAUCUGCGAGCCAACCAAGGAGACGAUCAACUUCGGGGUCACGGCUCUUGCAGCACAUCUGAGAACAUGUUUACUACGCCACGUGUUGGAAAUGAGUAUCCCCAGGAUGGUCCUCACACGUCCAACCUCCCUCAGAGUCAGGGCGUUGAGAACCGAGAGAGGGAUCCCAACUCCAGAGGCUCAUCGAGGCAUGUAAAAGCAGAGAGCGGAAGUGGACACAGAGGCUCUACUUCUUCCAACAGUGGCGCUCAGCCUCUCGCGCCAGUCAACCCUAACUGUUCAAAUGAAAACAACAUUGACAUCAUUGGAGUGGAGAAUGGUGGACAGAUGGUUGGUGCUAAGGGAGCUGGAGCAAACAGAGCACAGCCUUCUCACAUGCGUAACCAGGGAGCUAACGCUGUAGAGUGUCCCCAUCAGAAAUCCCCCCUACAAGGACACAUGUCAUCUUUCUGCUGCAAGGUUUGUGGGGAAGCAUUUAGUCACAUUGGCCACUUGCACGUGCAUGUACAAGUGCACACGCGGGAAAAACCGUACCGCUGUGGCGUGUGUGGGAAGUGCUGCAGCUCCUCCGGCAGACUCCAGGAGCACCAGCGGAGCCACACAGGAGAAAAACCUUUCCGCUGCCAGAUUUGUGGAAAGGGCUUCACACAGAUGGCCCACCUGAAAGUUCACAUGAGGAUCCACACUGGGGAGAAGCCAUACAGUUGUCCUGUGUGUGGCAAGUGCUUCAGCCGCUCCGACAAAAUUAAAAGGCAUCUCCAGACCCAUAGCCGUGAGGGAACAUAUUUCUCAGGGCAAUGAUGAUGCAAGUGUGUUGUUAAACAACCAGUUUAUGAAUCAUAACAAUGUGGGCUGCCAUGAAGGCUUUUGUCUCUUCUCUGGAUCCCAUGAACGUGGGAUUCUGCAAUUCUUAGAGAAAUAUUUUUUUUGUAAUCUAUUCUAAUGCUUCUCCUCACAAUAGUUCCUCAUUAGAAUUUGUAUUAGCCAAUUUAGUAUGUGAUUUACUUAAUUUUGUACUUGUCACUUGAGUAUUACAUCUCCAAGACACAAUUUAAGUUAUUAGCUAGCCUUUCUGAAUAAUCUAGCCUUUUUUUUUUCCCUUAGUCGCAUAAUUAGCAUGAUGAAGUCUUCCACACAUGCCUUGAAACUGAGAUGUAAUAAGUAAUGCAACAAUGUCCAGCAUAGUCACCACUUACUAUCACUUCAAAUCUUUAAAUUCACACUUCUACACCACUUACACGUGUAUCGUUAACAUCAUUUUAGGACCUAAAAUUAAGAAUAGCUGUGUACGUGAAAUCGUCUGCUCGACAAGAAGAUUGGAAAGUAAAACCUGUGUGAGAUCUAGGUUUGUCUAACACUGCCGAUAGGUAUUUCUGUUUUUAUGUAGCAUUUUUAACAAACAAAUGGCAAGUGAAAUGUCCCUGUACACUACGGACUUGGCUGUUUUAUUGUUAUUAUUUUUUUAACAAAGAAGGUGACUGUUUUCGCACUUGUUCUAAGUUUUUAGAUCUCACAAUAGUUUGUUUUAUUCUCAGUGCUUUUUAUAUUGUUGCAGAGCUAAAUACUGCCAUCUGACAUUGCCCGCUCAUGUUGUCCUAUUGCGAGACUGCUCCACUUUUUUUGUGAAAUGGGACAUUUUGUAAAAAAAAAAAGAUACCACUACUCUCACCCUGUCAUAUAUUGAAGAAUAUUGUGGUGUAGGACUGUCACUUUUUCCUCAAAUUAAAUUCAAUUAUAUAUCACAUGACACCGUAAUCCUUGGGAGAUAUUCCGAUUUCUGUCGUUAAAAUGCCACAUUUCCACCAAGUGUUUCAGAGCACUUGAGGUCUUCCGCGGGGUUGUUUAGAGGUAAAACCUGAUCUCGCUGGCUUUCAUCGCAGUUUUUGUGAAUGUUGCGUUCCAUUUACAUCGGAACUCGGAAAUUAGAGCUGGCAGUGACCAGUCACCUCCGAGUUCACAACGUCCCCAGAGAAGUUGGAGAAAAAAACCCAUAGCCGUUGUUUGUAAUACCAGUCAAUAACAACCCCUACACACAGGUGGCUCCGUGUUUCCCAGCUGGAAAGCCGAGUUCUGACUACAAAUGUAACGCACCCCAAUAGCUGUGUCAGCUACGUAAUUAGCGUGACAUUGUUCCAUUGUGACACGCCUUUAAAUAAUUCCACAAAGAAGAGGAAGAAGACGACAUAGUGCAUAUUAGCCCCGCCCUUUAGGAGUCGGGCCACCUCACGAGAAGGGUGCUGAAAAGUGGGACACAGAACGCGACUGCCUAAUAUACCCGGGGUUAAAAGGCCAUCAGUGUCCUGAUGCUCUUCUCGGCUGUAUAUUUUGAACCUGUUGGGUUUUUCAAGGUUCGAAUUUGAUCUUUCCCCAUAAGUAUCGAACAUGUAUGUGAAUUUUUGUGACAGCCCUAUUGUUAUGUCCUUCUUUUUAAAUGACAAGCACUAUGGGCAUCAAUCAAAUAUGAGGCAGAAAUUCACUCUAUGGUAGGGCCAUACAGUAUUAGCUGAACAUAUCUGUGUUUUUUUCUUCCACAGGGGUCUGAAAAGAUUAAUGUUCACCUCCACAUUUACUCCAUAGAGGUCAUUCACAUGCAAGCUAUUUUUUUAUGUGGUUGAUUUAUCAUGGAAUCGGGAUCUUCCUCUGCCUGUCUUGGACUGACUGCACCCCAUUAAAACAGUGGAGCCUACAUUAAAACUUUCUCCUCUCAGGACUAAUGCUGCAUUCAUUACAUGGGGGCUGCCCACAUACUGUAUGGUAAAGUAACGUCUGAUUAAACACGUCCAUCACACCAGUCAGAAACUCAGGGUUUUCCACUCUGAAUUUGCCCCGUCUUGUCUUCAGAAGAAAGAAAAACAGGAUAAAAAUGAAACGUGAUUCCUCUUCAUGUGAUGAAUGCAGCAUGAGACAAUGCAGCAUGUCCACACACAGCUGACCAGCAGCCCUUCACGUCUUCUCUGGGACACCUUUACUUCCCCCGGCACACACUCUAAUGUACAGUGUUGUAUCAUUGCAUAUUAAAUGUUAUUUUUUAAUAAAGUAGACAUUGAGUA